Molecule: messenger RNA, 2340 nt
Organism: Stylonychia lemnae
Lineage: Eukaryota; Ciliophora; Spirotrichea; Sporadotrichida; Oxytrichidae
Source: the annotation of a GenBank genome assembly
AUGGGGAACGUAAAUUGCAGUGAAAUAUGCGAGUCAAACUAAUUUCAUAAUGUCAAGCAUAAAAAAGAGUUUGAUUAGGGCCAAGUUGCAGGAAUUGUUUAAAAGAGAAAAUAAUCUUAAUAGAUCUAUAAAUCAAUUCAAGCCUAAAAUGACAGGAAAAAUGAUUGCAAUCAAAUAAAUGAAGUCUAGAAAACAAGUUCAUUCAUUUCAUCAAAAGACAAGCAGAGAAUAGACAACUCUCCUCAAUACUACUAAGCUUAGUCAAUUUAGAACACUAUUAAAACUAGGUAAUUAACCUCCCUAAAAUUUGAUAGUUAAGAUACAGACAAUAAGAAGGAUGAAAUGGCUAUUCUGAGUUCAACUUAGUCUUUGAUUCUGACAUAGGAAUAUGAAUAAUCACAACUUGGAUCCUAAUAAAAAUCAAAUUAAACAGAAAUUCCUAAAAAUGAUGACAUCAGCAUCUCUAAGAAGAUGUCAGAUAUUCCAUAAAAAAGCAAAGUGUCUGAGGAGGAAAAAGAGAAAUUAAAAAAAUAGCAACUUAGUCUAAAUGCUAGAUUUUCUAAGGAAGACAUAAAUAAUGUCUAUAAAUUUGGUAAGGUAAUUGGCAAAGGAAAGUUUGGCUGCGUAAGAUUAGCUUAUCAUUAUCAAAAUCCAACCAAAAAGCUAGCUGUAAAAAGUGUCUUCAGAGAAGCCAUUUAAGAUCACAUUCACUUGAUUGAGCAGGAACACGAUAUCAUGAAAGAUGUGGAUCAUCCAAAUAUUAUCAAGAUCCAUGAAACUUAUAUGGAUAAAUAGUACUUUCAUUUUGUAAUGGAACAUUGCGAGGGAGGUGAUUUAUUUGAGAAGAUAUAAAAGAGGGAAAAGUUUUCUGAAAGAGAAACUGCCUACAUAAUAGAUAACAUGCUCUAGGCACUGAAUCAUUGUCAUUUUAAGAAUAUAUGCCAUCGUGAUUUGAAGCCUGAGAAUAUAGUAUUUAAGCGAAGAUCUCAAUAUCCGACAUCAUUAGAUAUCUCUAGAGGAGAAGCUGAACUCAAGAUUAUUGAUUUUGGUUUGGCAAAAUAUCUUCUUAAAGGUGACUAACUAAAAUCAAAAGUUGGUACUCCGUACUAUGUGGCUCCUGAGGUUCUAGAUGCAAAUUAUGAUCAUAGAUGUGACAAUUGGUCAGUUGGAGUUAUAACAUAUACACUUCUCUGUGGGUACCCGCCUUUUUUCGCAGAAAAUCAUCAGGAGAUAUUCAGAAAAAUCAAAUCUUGCGAGUACUAAUUCAAUCCAGUUGAUUGGGCUAUUUCCAGUCCUGAGUGCAAGGAUUUCAUAAAUAGAAUGAUAGUUAAAGAUCGAAGUGUAAGAAUGACAGCUCUUUAAGCAUUAAGACAUCCCUGGAUAGUAAAUUAUAGAUAAAUAAACAUGAAAAUUAUGCGAUAGAAGCCAAACUUGCAACAAGAGAAUCAAGUUUUAGAGAGAUUGAAAAAUUUCAAGACCUGUAGAAUUAUCAAAAAAGAAGCUUUAAAGAUUUUGAUAAGAGUUAUAGAUGAGAAACAGUUUGAACAUGUAAAGGAGGUAUUCAAUAAAUUAGACAAGAAUAAUUUAGGUGUAAUAGAUAUUGAUACCAUGUUGAAAGCUUUGAACCAAAAGGGUCAUAAACUUGAUAGAGGAUAGAUCUAGAAAAUAAUGGAAAAGAUAUCAAGUGACUCUAAUAUAUCAACAACUGAUUCAGAAAAUCCGAUGGAACUUAAGCGACAUAAUUCAACCAAAGAAGUUUAAUCGUAUCUGAGUUCGCCAGAACUAGCUAAGAGUAAAAGCUUUAUCGUACAAGAGGAGGAAUAAACUUAAAUUACUUACACAGAUUUCCUUAUCGCAACCUUAGAUCUGAAAAGUUUAGAUAAGAAUAAUUAAUGGACAGUUUUCAAGCACUUGGAUACUGAAAAUAGAGGCUAUAUAACAUACUAGAGUCUUGUAAGGGCCUUUAAAAGAUCAAGUAAACCAGAUUGUGAAAAUUAAGCCAAAGCUUUAAUGGCUGAGCUUAAUAUGACUAAGGAUGAAAAACUAACCUUUGAAUAGUUCCGUAAUGCGCUAAUGACUUAAAACAGCUUUUGCUAAGAACUUAAUCAAUCAGUUAUAUCUGGUAAAGAUUAAAAAGAUAAGUCAUCUGAUCCCAGCUUCACUAUAGUCUCAAUGUAAAGUUAACUGAAUAAUUCAUCAGCUUUUCAAAUACAUAACCAUGAGAUUUUAAGGAGAAAAUCCAUAGCAUUUUAGGAGAUUCAAUCGCAGUUGAAAUUCAAAAUUGAGGAUGUAUUAAGUGAGAAUGAGACCAAUUUAUCUAAUAACCCUGAUUAAGCAUGA